AUGAACAGAGCAAAGUACAGAGAGAUCCUUGAUGACAACCUGCUUCAGAACAAUCAGGACCUCAGAAAUGUGAGAGAUGUGACCAACUGUCCACUCACUGAGUUCAUGGCUCCCUGUAUUGACUCCCUCCCACCGCUGGCUUUCACUAAUCGGAGGCCUAUACUAACCAUGUUACAUCCCCCCUCUCCAUUGGCCAUACGCACUCAGGAUGCACAGCGGUUCAUUGUAUUUUCAUACUUUGUCCCUGCUGAGUGCCCAGUUGCUACAGAGGCCACAGCAGAUGUAUCUACUCAUAAAAGAGAGGACUUGUUGACAGAUACACAUCUUUCCUCAUUGCUGCAUCGAUACCUGCCACACUUCUAUAACGAUGACUCCAUUCCACCACAGCAGACAGUAGAGGGAACCACUGAGGUCUCAGUUGCUAAAGUGGCUAUAUCUAAUAUAAAGGAAGAGGACAGAUUCUAUCCUUUCUCCCUCCCACCACUGGCUCAGCGGUUCGUUGGCAAUUCAUUCAUUGUCCCGGAAACCUCACAGCCUGCUGUUUCAGCCACAGAGUGCCGAAUUGCCAAAGAGGCCACUGCAGACACAGCCAUUGUCAAGAGAGAGAACCGAUGGGCAGCCAGAAGUCUUCCUUCAGUGCUGCCUCCAAGUCUGCCACCAGUCUUUGUCAUUGACUACAAACUGCCAGAGGAGGCAGUAGAGGGAACCAACAAGUGUCCAGUCGCCAGUGAAUCUGCCGCUUCCGUGUCCGCUGUCCUCCAAGAGGAGUUUUCAGCUGAUAAGAGUCUUCCUGCACCCGCAGCAUUGCCUCUAAGGCUGCCCUGCACCCACAGCAUUGACCACAAACAGCUAUGGGAGAAAGUUGAGGACAACACAGAGUUCUCAGUAGACAAAGAAGCAACUGUUGCCAUUUACACUUGGGAAGAUAAAAGUACUUCAGUUUUGCCAUGCAUCCACAACAACAACGACCACCAACUGCCAGAGGAGACAGUUGAGGACAACACAGAGGGCUCAGUUGACACCGAUGCAAGUGCAGUUGCACCCACUGUCAAGAGAGAGGAACUGACAGGUGAUAAAAGCCCUGUCCGAGCAAUUCCUCCAAUCCUGGGAUGCAUCCAUGACAAGGACCACAAGGAGCCAGAGCAGAAAGUGAAGGGCCCUAGUGAAGAGGUGGAUCUCUGCCCUCACACUCACCAGCUGGACCCAGAUGUUAACUUAACUCUGGCAACCCGCAAUGAUGAACCCAGGACCUGGACCCUGGAAGAGGCAAAGGAUUAUUGGAUAGGCAUUGAUAUUGAGAGUGAAGAGAGGAGCGUCAAGGAAGAGGUGAGACAGAGGGAGGGAUUGAAGCGUGAGGCGGACUGUGCCCAUUCCAAGAGCUCCAAUGGGAUGGCUUCAUCAGAGAGAGCAGAUACCAUCCUUGGAAGAGUGGGCUUUCUGGUCAUGAACCACAUGCAGAAAAUCCCAUUCUUGAAGAUGAAGGAAAAAGAGAAAGAUAAGAAACUGCAUAAGAAGUUGAAAGAUGACGAGAAAGAGAGAAAGGAGAAGAAAAACCAGGAGGAGGAGAACAAAAAGAGGGAGAAGAAAGAGAUGAAAGAGCAGAAGAUAGUCAUGAAGGAUGAGAAAAAGAGGGAGAAGUUAGAACAGAAAAAGAGAGAGAAGGAAAGAAAAGAGAAGGAAAAGGCAGAGAAAAAGAGGUUAGAGGGGCUGAUGAAGAUACAUAAUGACAUGAUGAAAGACAGGAUUAAGAAAGAGAAGAAGUGUUCUGAGGAGCUGAAAAAAAAGAGAGAAAGCUCAAGCUGAGUUCUUGGAGAUGGAGAGAAAGAUUCAAGAAAAGGAGGAGAAGAAGAGAGAAAAGAGGAGGAAAGAGGAGAGGAAGAGACUCGAGAAGAAGAAAAAGAGGGAGCCAGCUGGAGAUGGAACUGAGAGGGUGAUAGAAGAGCAGGGAAAGGAUGAAAGCUAGAAGAUGGAUGAGUAGACUGGGUAUUAGAGAGAGAGAGCAGGGCGGGAUACUGUAUUUUUGCAUGCAAUGAAAAAUGCAAUAAAAAAAAUCUAAUAAAAAGGUUUACUCUCUGUUUGAUUUUUGUCAAGGCAUAC
Molecule: messenger RNA, 2097 nt
Organism: Oncorhynchus masou masou (cherry salmon)
Lineage: Eukaryota; Metazoa; Chordata; Actinopteri; Salmoniformes; Salmonidae
Exons: 3
Coding region: 1-1803 (600 amino acids)
Source: RefSeq, a predicted model, not a curated record